AUGGGAUUCCUAUAGCGCCAUGCCAUGUUCUUCAACUCAUGACUCUACCAAGUUGUUGUUGUCGCUCGAUAACCAUCAAAGUGGAAUGAGAAGAAGAAACGAUGACCAAGUUGCUCAAAACAUGUCAUCAUCAUUGACAAAAUAUGAUUGGGAUAUUAUCCAAUCGAUAGAUAACAAUGAGAUGUUGUCUUUCACUCAAAAGGUCAUGUGGAAGAAUUGGUUGAUUGAUUUGAAAACAAGAUGGAGUGAUACUGUCCAUCAUUAUAUGAGUCUCAUGUUGGAAGAGUUGAAACAACAACGUCGAUUUCGUACCAUAACGGAGGAAGAAGUACAAUCAUGGAUACAUCCGAUGAUGCAGACAUUUGAAAAUAUUUGGAAUAUUAUUCGUCAAAUGAUGAAUGAUUGGAAUAGAAUGAAACCCCUUACAGCAAUGGUGAGACAAUCAGAUGUGAAGACUAUACUCUUCGACUGGUUUUUACAACAUGCAUUCGAACCUUAUCCUUCAGAAGAAGAGAAAGAAUGGUUGGCCAUUCAAACGGGAUGGACUGCACAACAAGUGAAUCAUUGGUAAGUCAUGAGAUCAUGGAGAAAAUAAAGUAAAGUCUCUAUUU
Molecule: messenger RNA, 611 nt
Organism: Galdieria sulphuraria
Lineage: Eukaryota; Rhodophyta; Bangiophyceae; Galdieriales; Galdieriaceae
Exons: 2
Coding region: 20-571 (183 amino acids)
Biological process (GO): regulation of DNA-templated transcription
Molecular function (GO): DNA binding
Source: RefSeq, a predicted model, not a curated record